CGUAUCACAUCCUUCCAGCCAAUCACAAUGAAGCCGUGUGUGACGUUGCUCUGUCACUGCAGUUUAAAUGCCGCGAAGGUGACCUUCAUUCACCCUGUUGGUUCUGAUUGUCAGUGCUGCGGCUCCUCUUGUUUACAUUUCCUUUCAGACUUUAAAAAAUAAACAUGGCUCACUUCAGCUAUUUAUCUGAUGCUCUUCAAGCUGAACUUAAGAAAACUGCUGAAGCUAUUGUUGCUCCUGGUAAAGGCAUUUUAGCUGCAGAUGAAAGUACAGGCACAAUGGGCAAAAGAUUGUCUAACAUUGGUGUUGAAAAUACUGAAGAGAACAGGAGGAUCUACAGACAACUUCUUUUUACCUCUGAUAAAUCUAUGGAAGACUACAUCAGUGGUGUAAUUCUUUUCCAUGAAACCCUCUUCCAGAAAACUGAUGAUGGCACAAAUUUCGUUACUCUGCUCCAGAACAGGGGAAUUAUUCCAGGAAUCAAGGUUGACAAAGGUGUCAUUGACCUUAUGGGAACAGAUGGAGAAUGUACUACACAAGGUUUGGAUGAUUUGGGCUCCCGAUGUGCUGAAUAUUACAAAUUGGGUUGCCGAUUUGCUAAAUGGAGAUGUGUCCUUAAGAUCAGAGACCAUACUCCAUCUCCCUUGUCAAUUUUGGAGAAUGCCAAUGUAUUAGCUCGUUAUGCAACUGAAUGCCAGAAGAAUGGCAUCGUCCCCAUUGUUGAACCUGAAAUCUUGCCCGAUGGUGACCAUGACUUAGAGCGUUGUCAGAAAGUCACUGAAAAAGUAUUAGCUGCCGUAUACAAAGCUUUGAGCGACCACCAUGUGUACUUGGAAGGUACAUUAUUGAAGCCUAAUAUGGUAACCCCAGGCCAGAGCUGUGCAAAGAAAUACUCUCCACAAGAUGUUGCUAAAGCCACUGUUACUGCUCUGCAGAGAACUGUACCUGCUGCUGUUCCUGGAAUCACUUUCUUGUCUGGUGGACAGUCUGAAGAAGAAGCUUCUAUUCAUUUGGAUGCCCUGAACAAAUACCCUGGCAAGAAACCAUGGGCCUUGACCUUCAGUUAUGGCCGAGCCUUGCAAGCUAGUGCCUUGAAGGCAUGGGCUGGAAAGAAUGAAUCCAUUAAGGCUGGACAGGACGAAUUCCUUAAAAGAGCAAAGGCCAACAGUGAAGCUUCCCUUGGAAAGUAUGGUGGUGGAGUCAGUGGAGCCGCAGCCGCAGAAACCCUCUUCAUUAAAGAUCAUGCAUAUUAAAAGGAGUUAUGUUCCUAUGUUGGAAAGGAAUCAAAAUUCUAUCUAUACCAGAGACUUGAUUUCCUCCCAUGUUCUUUCAUUCUUUCUGUAUGUUAAAAUCCAAGAUUUAUCUAUGUAAAAAUUAUGUUUAUUAAAUGUUUCAAACCCAUA
Argiope bruennichi is the source of this 1403-nucleotide messenger RNA. RefSeq names its product fructose-bisphosphate aldolase-like (gene Ald1). Gene Ontology annotation, biological process: glycolytic process; fructose 1,6-bisphosphate metabolic process. Gene Ontology annotation, molecular function: fructose-bisphosphate aldolase activity. Bases 165 to 1253 code for a protein of 362 amino acids. Gene Ontology annotation, cellular component: cytosol. The transcript has 7 exons. NCBI's taxonomy places the organism in Eukaryota, Metazoa, Arthropoda, Arachnida, Araneae, Araneidae. The record is from RefSeq and is a predicted model, not a curated record.